AAUCCUGUAGACAUUUGAUCAGAGCCAUUCGAGCAGUGACCAUCUGGUCUUUUCCUAUAUCACGGACUGUCCAAUAGAACCUUCUUUUGUAAAGACGGUGAAAUGAUUUGAGGGAAUUUGGCUGUUAUUUCAACGUUGAGCGACUAAGUGGAAGGCCUGUCGUUGACCGGAGGUGUUUAUGUUUUGCUGGGAACAUGAUUGCUGCUACACCGCCGGUCUCAGCGAAACAUUUCCCACGUUGCCUCCAAGCAUGGCUGAGAAUCUCUAUGUUCACGCGGCUGAGAUCUUCACCAAUGCUUUGGCCAAGAAAGCUCACGUCAAAAAUCUUGUUUAUGCGUCAGAAUAUCCAAACAAGAGGAAACUCUUCGCUUUAGUUUGUCAAGGUUUAAAACACAAAAACAUUCUUCAUGAAAUAGCAACUUCUCUGAAUAUUCUGAACAAUGAGACUUAUGCCUUACGACAAAAUAUGCCACUCUUACAAUUGCUGCUGUAUGACAAAAUUUUUGGUAAAGGUAUCUGUGGUUCCAGACGAUUUAAAAAUGUUAUGAGGAAAUAUCGAGACAAAAUCAAUAACCACUGUGAAUUGUUAUUGAAAGAAAAAGGUAUUGAUGAUGUGAAAGAAUUACUGACCUGUGAUAAUGCAAGUGUGCUGACUCUACCCAGGUAUAUCCGUGUCAAUACUCUCAAGGUGAGAACGAAAGCUGUUUGCUCAAUAUUUAAAGAAAACGGAUACAAAAGGAUCCACCGGAAAGGAAAAACUUAUGAAGAGUUUCUUAAUGCCAUACAAUUUAUGAAUUCUGGUGAAUUUCUGCGAGAUCUUCACAUCCCUACACUCCUGGUUUUUCCAGCUGGUUCUGAAUUCCACGAACAUCCGUUGUUUUUGUCCGGGAAAAUAGUUUUGCAAGAAAAAGCCAGUUGCUUCCCUGCUUUUGUUUUGUCCCCCACUGAGGGGAGCACCGUUAUUGACUGCUGUGCUGCUCCAGGGAACAAAACUACUCAUCUUGCUGCUUUGAUGAACAAUGUUGGAAAAAUUUAUGCUAUUGAAAGGGAUGCACGUCGAAUGGAGACUUUAAAAGAUUUCAUUACAAAGACAGGCAGUGAGAUUGUUGAAACUAUCUGGGAAGAUUUUAUGAUGUUAGAUCCUGCUGACCCUCGAUUUAAAGAUGUGGAAUUCAUUCUGGUGGAUCCAUCAUGUACUGGAUCAGGCAUAAUUUCCAGAAUGGACAAUGUACUUGACAGUAAUCCUACAACCAGCGACCGCUUACAGAAACUGUAUUUUAUUCAGAGAAAUUUACUGAGACAUGCACUCAGCUUCCCCGGUGUUAAAAGAGUCGUUUAUUCCACGUGUUCUGUCUUCCCAGAAGAAAACGAACAAGUCAUCGAUACAAUCUUUGAAAGGUUCCAGAAGGAAUAUUGCCUGGAGGAAAUUAUGCCAGACUUUCCUCACCGUGGCUUAGAGGGAUAUCAGUGUUCUAAGUAUUGCCUACGGUUCACAUCAGAAAUUGAUAAAACUAAUGGUUUCUUUGUGGCUUGUUUUGUAAGACGUGCUCUACCGAUAGUUGAGUCCAACCAUGAACAACUCUAAGUGGAAACUGUAAACUGUGAUAACUCAUCAAACUGAAAAACAUUGCUCAUUCUGAAACAUCAACCAUAAAAUGUAUCAUCAUCAUCAUUGUCAUCAUUUUUCUAAUACAUUCUAAUCUCUUAAUAUAA
Messenger RNA from Octopus sinensis (East Asian common octopus), 1713 nucleotides. RefSeq names its product 28S rRNA (cytosine-C(5))-methyltransferase-like. Bases 179 to 1585 code for a protein of 468 amino acids. NCBI's taxonomy places the organism in Eukaryota, Metazoa, Mollusca, Cephalopoda, Octopoda, Octopodidae. Gene Ontology annotation, cellular component: nucleolus. The transcript has 8 exons. The record is from RefSeq and is a predicted model, not a curated record. Gene Ontology annotation, biological process: rRNA base methylation. Gene Ontology annotation, molecular function: methyltransferase activity.